AUGAACAAAAAGAAACUUAAAAGUAUUUUCCUUACUUUCAUUCAAAUUAUUUGUUACUAUUCUAUUUUAACUAAUUCUAUGAACCAGAGAAAAAAUAAUAAAAAAAUAAAUUUUAAAAUAAAAGGACUAAUUUUACUCAAGGAAAAAAAAUUACACAUCAUUAAAUCAAAUUUUAUAUUAUAUAUCAAAAGUUAUGAAUUGAGAAAUAAAAAAAGAAAAUACUACUUAAAUGAUAUUUUUAAUAAACUAUCAGGAAAUCAAAAUAUGGAAAAUUCAAAUAUUGAGCAUUAUAAUUUAACACCAAAAUUAAAAAAAACGGUUCAGCUUUUUCAGUCAAUGCCUAAUAACCCUUACCAUAAAAGUCAACAAGUAAUAUUAUUAGGUAAAAAAUGUUCACCAAUGCCACGCGAAUUUAAAACUAGACAGAAUCAAGUUUUGGGAUGUCAAUCAACUGUUUAUAUAUACCCAAAUUUAGAAUUACAAGAAAAUAAAAAAUUAAUUGUAUGGUUAGGAGAUUCAGACGGAUUAUUGACAAAAGGAAUAGUUUACAUUUUAAUCGACGGCUUGAGUGGAUAUCCACCUGAAGAAAUCUUAAAAGUAAAUCCAAAUUUUAUUACACUAACGGGCAUUACAGAAUUUUUAACUAUGAGUAGAAUAAAUGGUUAUUUAAAUAUCAUGAAUAAAAUAAAAAUGUUUUCAACAAAUAUUAUGGAAAAUAAAGAAAAAUGA
Plasmodium relictum is the source of this 729-nucleotide messenger RNA. RefSeq names its product cysteine desulfuration protein SufE, putative (gene SufE). The transcript has 4 exons. The coding region runs from base 1 to 729 and encodes 242 amino acids. The record is from RefSeq and is a predicted model, not a curated record. Lineage: Eukaryota; Apicomplexa; Aconoidasida; Haemosporida; Plasmodiidae.